Messenger RNA from Benincasa hispida (wax gourd), 1214 nucleotides. The record is from RefSeq and is a predicted model, not a curated record. Lineage: Eukaryota; Viridiplantae; Streptophyta; Magnoliopsida; Cucurbitales; Cucurbitaceae.
CACAUAUUAGUUGAAAUGUCACCGGCGGAAGCUUGAGAUAAUCAUAUAUCAUGGCUUCCUACAAGACCUUACUUUUGUUUGGUCUAAUUGUGAGUUUAUGUUGUUUGGGCAUUAAGGGGAAUGAAGUUUCCCUUCAUCUCCAACAAACAUCAGCAUCGUCAAAACAUGGGAAGAAUUCACAAUCUUUUUCUCUGCCCGUAAAAUUUUCAACAUUACCUCCAUUUUUUCUCCCACCUCUUCCUCUUCUCCCUCCUCUUCCUCCUAUUCGUCUCCCUCCUCUCCCUCUGCUCACUCCUCUCCCUCCUAUUCGUCUCUUUCCCCUUCCUCCGCUCCCUCCUUUAACUCCUAUUCGUCUCCCUCCUCUUCCUCCUAUUCGUCUCCCUCCUCUCCCUCCGCUCACUCCUCUCCCUCCUAUUCGUCUCUCUCCUCUUCCUCCUAUUCGUCUCCCUCCUCUUCCUCCCAUUCGUCUCCCUCCUAUUCGUCUCUCUCCUCUUCCUCCUAUUCGUCUCCCUCCUCUCCCUCCUAUUCGUCUCCCUCCUAUUCCUCCGCUCACUCCUCUCCCUCCUAUUCGUCUCCCUCCUUUACCUCCUAUUCGUCUCCCUCCUCUUCCUCCUAUUAUAUUACCACCAAUAAUUCCUCUUCGUCCUCCUCCACCAACUAUACCACAAACGCCUAAACCCCCUCCUCCUCUGAUCCCACGACCUCUCCCUCCACCUACUUUUCCACCAAAAACAUCACCUCCACCUCCUUCACCAUUGCCUUCACCCACUCGUCCAAUCAUUUCACCAACAGCUUCACCCCCACGUCCUAAUAUUUCACCGAUAGCUUCAUCCCCUUGACCCAAUAUUUCACCUAUAGCUUCACCCACUCGUCCCAUCAUUCCGCCAACUUCACUGCCUAAUCCUAGAAUUCCACCAAAGGCUUCACCCCCUCGUCCGAUAACAUCGCCAAUUGCUUCUCCACCUGGUCUUAGCAUUCCAAUAAUUAUUUCAUCACCUCGUCCCAAAGUUCAACCGGUUGUUUAACCUUCUCCACAGUCAAAAUACUAAUGUUUUGGUUGUUCAGACUCUAAAGCAUAAUCUUUACUUUCACGUUGAAUUUUCAGUUGUUUGAACUUUUCUAUUUUAGCUUAUCAAAUAAACUACUACAAUGUCAAUGUAACUUCUUUCAUAAUAUAUUUAUAAUAAACGUUCUAUGUGAUAUGUAUUACGAAA